AUCAGAGCACUGAUGAUCAGUGUGCCCUGAUGAUCAGUGUAGCCCCAGCAGUGCCACCUGUCAGUGUCCAUCAGUGCCUUGUGUCAGUGCCCAUCAGUGCCACAUCAAUGCCACAUAUCAGUGCCUACCAGUGCCCAUCAAUGCCACAUAUCAGUGCCUACCAGUGCACAUCAAUGCCACAUAUCAGUGCCCAUCUGAGCUGCCUUUCAGUGUCACCCAUCAGUGCCAUCAGUGCCGCCUAUCAGUGCCAGUCAGUGCCGCCUAUCAGUGCCAGUCAGUGCCGCCUAUCAGUGCCAGUCAGUGCCGCCAAACAGUACCAUAUAUCAGUGCUGCCUUUCAGUGCCCAUCAGUGA
Molecule: messenger RNA, 353 nt
Organism: Staurois parvus
Lineage: Eukaryota; Metazoa; Chordata; Amphibia; Anura; Ranidae
Source: the annotation of a GenBank genome assembly